AUAGGAAUCAUUGCAAUUGGCCAGAUUAAUGAAGCAAUUGACCAAGGAAAUCCUGAGAAAACUCUAGAAACCCUACUGCUUCCCACAGCCAAGCUGCAAGAUGUAAGACCGGUAAAUGCAAGGCAUUAUCAGGAUGUUCUGCACCAUGCCAAAGCACAGAAAUGCAAGGAAUCCCAAGAUGAAUCAGCGCUUCUGUGGCUGGAUGAAAUACAAAAAGGAAUCAGUGAUGCCAAUAACAAUAUAAAAGAAGCUGCAAUUUUGGCUGUUGGAACAUCACUGAUUAACAAGAGCUUGGAGAAUGGUGAUUCACAGCCAAUCCUGAUGAUACUGCAAUCCAAGUUUGGAUUACGAGUCAUUCCUGAGUGUGCUGAAUCCUACUUCAGGAACCUCUCUGAAGCCAAGAACGUGAAAACUGGAGAAGAUUCUAACGAAAGUCCGUGGAUUAAACUUGUCAUGAAAACCAUGUAUGAUUACUAUUAUAAUGUGGAAACUGAGGAAGGUACCUGUGUUGCCCCUGAGGGAGUUGUACCAAAAUACUCGUGGUUAACUGUUGAGGAAAUACAGAGCAUUGUUGGGCAAGUUACAGCAGAUUAUAAUCGAGAGCAGCUGUGGCUUGCUAAUGAAAAUCUAAUUGUUCAGCUGCAAGCCCGAGCAAGGGGAUUCUUAGUCAGAAAAAAUUACCAGCAGAGGAAAGCAUACCUUCAAAACCAGGAACCAUCUGCCAUCAAAAUACAGGCUUUCUGGAAAGGAUUCAAACAAAGGAAAAGUUAUGUUGACAGAUUAAAGGUGCUUCAAGGCAAUGCUGCUGCUAUUGUUAAGAUUCAGUCAUUGGUCAAAAUGUGGCUAGCAAAGCGAGCUUACAGAAAACGGCUGCAAUACUUCAAGGAUCAUAAUGAUGAAAUUGUGAAGAUACAAGCAUUUCUCAGAGCAAACAAAGCCAGGGAGGACUACAGAACACUAAUUGGUGCUGAAAAUCCACCCUUGACUGUCCUGCGCAAAUUUGCCUACCUUUUGGACCAAAGUGACUUAGACUUUCAAGAAGAACUAGAAGUAACAAGGUUAAGGGAAGAAGUGGUUACAAAAAUUCGAUCCAGUCAGCAGUUGGAGAAGGACUUGAACUUAAUGGAUAUAAAGAUUGGACUGCUGGUGAAAAACAGAAUCACUCUUCAGGAUGUGGUACUGCACAGUAAGAAACUGAACAAAAAGAGCAAAAGCCAGCUGGAAGAGAUGGUUAUGGUUGACAAACAGGGUAUCAAAGGUUUGAGUAAAGAGAGAAGAAAGAAACUGGAGGCUUAUCAACAUUUAUUCUAUCUUUUACAGACUAAUCCCACGUAUCUGGCAAAGCUGAUCUUCCAGAUGCCACAAAACAAAUCAACUAAGUUUAUGGAUACGGUCAUCUUUACUCUAUAUAACUAUGCCUCAAAUCAACGAGAAGAAUAUCUGCUUCUCAAACUCUUCAAAACUGCUCUAGAAGAGGAGAUAAACUCUAAGGUAGACCAGAUACAGGAUAUUGUCACUGGAAACCCCACUGUCAUUAAGAUGGUUGUUAGCUUCAAUCGAGGUGCUCGUGGACAGAAUACUCUGCGUCAGCUCCUGGCCCCAGUGGUGAAAGAGAUUAUGGAGGACAAGUCCCUUGUAAUCAACACUAGUCCUGUGGAUGUGUACAAGGCAUGGGUAAACCAGCUAGAAAUGCAGACCGGUGAGGCCAGCAAACUGCCAUAUGAUGUAACCACAGAACAAGCAUUAACACACACAGAAGUGGUUAAUAAACUGGAAUCAUCGAUUCAGAGUUUGCGAGCAGUAACCGACAAAGUUCUCAUGUCUAUAUUCUCUUCUCUCAAUAUGAUGCCUUAUGGAAUGAGAUACAUAGCCAAAGUUCUGAAGAGCUCACUCCAUGAGAAAUUCCCAGAUGCAACUGAAGAUGAACUAUUAAAGAUUGUUGGCAACCUCCUGUACUACCGCUACAUGAACCCUGCCAUUGUUGCUCCUGAUGGUUUUGAUAUAAUUGAUAUGACAGCAGGGGGCCAGAUACACCCUGACCAGAGGAGGAAUCUAGGUUGUGUGGCAAAAGUCCUUCAGCAUGCUGCUUCUAACAAACUGUUUGAAGGAGAGAGCGAACAUCUGUCAUCUAUGAACACUUACCUCUCACAAACAUACCAGAAGUUCAGGAAUUUUUUUCAAGCAGCAUGUGAUGUUCCUGAACCAGAGGAGAAAUUCAAUAUUGAUGAAUACUCUGACAUGGUGACCCUUAGCAAACCUGUCAUAUAUAUCUCCAUUGAAGAAAUUAUCAACACCCAUUCACUACUAUUAGAACACCAGGAUGCCAUUGCCACUGAGACUAAUGACCUGCUAAACGAAUUGCUGGAAGGGCUAGGACCUGUUCCUGAUGUAGAGUCUUUCCUUGGGGAAGGAGCUGUUGAUCCCAAUGACCCCAACAGGGAAAGCACACUGAAUCAGCUUGCAAAAACAGAGAUUUCGCUGUCUCUAACAAGCAAAUACGAGUUACGAGAAGGUGAAGGUCAGGAUCUCAAAAGCCUGAUGAUAAAGACCAAGAGACUUAUUGUGGAUGUGAUACGAACACAACCAGGGGAUACACUCUUAGAAAUAUUAGAAACACCAGCAACGGUGCAACAAGAGUCUGAACACUUGAAACUUGUAGAAAAACGUGCCAUCUUAGAUUCCAAAACUCCAGAGAAAAUGAAGCACAGUCAGUCUAUUUUUGAAGAUGGGCAGCUACCAAUAGAACAAAAGAAAAGGAAAAUUCAGAGAAAUCUCCGGCAAUUGGAACAAGCGGGAUUAGUGUCUUCAGCAACUAACUACCAAGAAAUUAUAAAUGAGAUCGCUAAGGAUAUCCGGAAUCAAAGAAGAUACAGACAUCAUCGAAAAGCUGAACUGGUGAAACUCCAACAGACUUUGAAUGCACUUAACUCCAAGACAGCAUUUUACGAAGAACAAAUUAAUUAUUACAACACCUAUAUAAAAACUUGUUUAGACAACUUAACAAGAAAAAAUUCGCGGAGGUCAAUUAAAUUAGAUGGAAAAGAGGAGGUAAGGGGAAGCAAAAAAUUGAAGCAGGCCUCAUUAAAAUACACUGCUGCAAGGCUGCAUGAAAAAGGUGUCAUCCUAGAAAUUGAAGAUCUUCAAACCAACCAGUUUAAGAAUGUGAUGUUUGAUAUCACACCUGGAGAAGAAGUGGGUGAUUUCGAAAUCAAAGCAAAAUUUUUGGGAGUUGAGAUGGAAAAGGUACAGCUCCAUUUCCAGGAUUUGCUUCAGAUGCAGUAUGAAGGUGUGGCUGUAAUGAAGAUGUUUGAUAAAGCUAAAGUGAAUGUGAAUUUGCUCAUAUUCUUGUUGAAUAAGAAGUUCUAUGGAAAAUGAAUGUCUUCAGAUACCGUGAACUGCAUCCAUCAAUGGGAAGUCUAUUCCGUAUUUGUUUUUGCUUUUAAACAUGUGUUUGAAGCUUGUCACUGAACACUUUUUAAUUUAAUAAAAAUAAACCAACAAAUGUUCAGAGGAAUGUACACAGUGCCUUUUCAGCAUUAAUAAUGAAGCAGAAAAAGCGACAAUAGAUUAAACAGCUUCAGAUUUUAUUGGUGUUAGGACUUCCAAAUCAAAAUAUUGUUUAGGAGACUCAGCUAUUGUGGUUCUAUGGAUUUUAAGGUAGGCAGAAAUUGAUUUUAGUUGACUAUAUAAACCUUUUCCUAUUAAAACAUUUUUAAAUGACCUCAGAUAUAUAAUAUAGCUCUUAUUAGACUUUAAGUAUUUACCAAAAUAAAUCCUAAUUUGUUUCUAAGG
Apaloderma vittatum (bar-tailed trogon) is the source of this 3792-nucleotide messenger RNA. RefSeq names its product IQ motif containing GTPase activating protein 2 (gene IQGAP2). The record is from RefSeq and is a predicted model, not a curated record. Gene Ontology annotation, cellular component: cytoplasm. The annotation marks the transcript as partial. Gene Ontology annotation, molecular function: GTPase activator activity; calmodulin binding; actin filament binding. The transcript has 24 exons. NCBI's taxonomy places the organism in Eukaryota, Metazoa, Chordata, Aves, Trogoniformes, Trogonidae. Gene Ontology annotation, biological process: regulation of GTPase activity; regulation of actin cytoskeleton organization.